Messenger RNA from Branchiostoma floridae (Florida lancelet), 3455 nucleotides. RefSeq names its product solute carrier family 35 member C2-like. The record is from RefSeq and is a predicted model, not a curated record. Lineage: Eukaryota; Metazoa; Chordata; Leptocardii; Amphioxiformes; Branchiostomatidae. Gene Ontology annotation, biological process: UDP-glucose transmembrane transport. Gene Ontology annotation, cellular component: cis-Golgi network; Golgi apparatus; endoplasmic reticulum-Golgi intermediate compartment. The transcript is spliced from 10 exons. Gene Ontology annotation, molecular function: antiporter activity. Bases 356 to 1483 code for a protein of 375 amino acids.
AUGGGAGGUCAGAGUUCAAAGUUCAAUGUCCGAGGAACGUGGCAAGAAACGUGAAGACAUCUCAAAACGGUGAUUUUUACUUUCCUUAAAAACUUUUGAGACUUUACAACAUGUGACUCGGAAGACGAGAAAGGAAACUCAGCUUUUGAAAUGGGUGUUGCCAGAUAUAUACAAAGCUAGAUUCUUUUCCAAAACCAUGUACAGACAUCAGCAGUUUCAAACUAUACCCAGUACUUCUUCAUCAGAGCAUUACGCUUUCCCAGAUCUACCAGACUGGAAUUCAACCUUUGAACAUUGCCAUACAUCUAGGACAACACAAAAUAACUGCGUUUAACAUCCCAGUGCCCUAAGCAAGAUGGGUAAAGGGACGAGGACCAGUGUUACCAGGGCUAAAGUCGGUAGACACUCCACUAUAAAGGAGGUGCUUGUUGAAUGUGCCAAGACUCUGGGGCUGGUGCUGUUCUAUUACUGCUUCUCCAUCUCUAUAACAUUCUACAACAAAGCUGUGCUGAAGGGCUUUCACUACCCCCUGUCCAUGACGAUGAACCAUUUUGCGACCAACUUUGUGGCAGCAGGAGUAGUGAGGAAGAUAAUGGAGGUGUACACAGGAGAGAAACGUGUCACACUGAGCUGGAAACAGUACAUUAAAAGAGUAGGACUCACAGGGAUUGCAAGUUCCCUGGACAUUGGCUUGUCCAACUGGAGUUUCCUGUACAUAACUGUUUCUUUAUAUACCAUGUCAAAAUCAACUUGUAUCAUCUUUAUACUGGGGUUUGCUAUUCUUCUUAAGCUUGAAAAGCCGAGAUGUUCGUUAGUGGUAGUAAUCCUGUUGAUAGCAAGUGGCCUGUUCAUGUUCACGUACAAGUCCACACACUUCAACCUGGAGGGGUUCAUCCUGGUCAUGACAGCCUCCGUUCUGGGGGGCCUGAGAUGGACCCUCACACAAAUACUCACACAAAAGCAGGAAAUAGGUCUCCAUAACCCAGUAGAUGUGAUCUACCACCUGACUCCUGUCAUGAUGGUGGGACUGUUCCCUCUCAUGGUCUAUAAUGAAGGCUUGUCCAUCUCCAUAGAGAAGCAGCUGUUCAGAUAUCACAGUGUGCACAUCCUGAUGAUGACAGUAGGGAAGGUCAUGCUGGGAGCCAUGCUGGCCUUCAUGUUGGGACUGUCCGAGUUCCUCCUCCUCCAUCAUACCUCAAGCCUCACACUGUCUGUGUCAGGGAUCUUUAAGGAAAUCUGGACACUGUUGAUCGACCAUUUCAUGAAUGGUACAGAGCUGGCUCCUGUAAAUAUCUUUGGCUGUAUUGUCUGUAUAGCAGGGAUCACCCUACAUGUGGUCUUGAAAGCCACACACUCAAAAGGAGGUACAAAGGCUUCUGAAGAGACCAUGGAGAGUGCUAACAGUCUGGAGAUGUUGAUAGUGAACGGAGAUGCCAACCCAGGAUCAGAUGAAGAGGAGGAGGUUAUCUACGCACACAGAUAGUGAUCAGCCAUUACUGUAGAUUCAUUUACUUUUGCUGCAUUUUUUAAAACUUUGCGGUAGGAGGGUUUUGCCAUGUUUUAGAUUUACGGUUGAAACAAUUUCAAAUGUCACACAAGAGAGUUUGUGGUGUCAUGUAUUUGUGGAGAGAGGUCACUGAGAAAAAUGCAAAAAUAAAACUACCGCAAAAGUUUAAAGAUUUACAGUAACUCUCCUGUGCCAUUCUGACAGUAGUGGCAAAAUCAGCAAACUUGUUGCUACUCCUUUACUCAUCAAAUAUUACAGCAACAUGUUGAAAAAAAGAUUUGUGCAAGCUAUAGAAAAGACAUCUGCCUAUGGAGAAGUAAGGAAUUAAAGAAGAAAGAAUGUAUACGUAAAAUACAUGUACAGAUAUAUAGAGAUUGUAGGAAUUGCCAGAGAAAUGCAAGAUAGUCCAACUUGAUUAAUGCUGCUACAUUCCAUGUAUAUCUUACAACAAACACGACACAUCCUGUUCUUUCAUGCUGACUUUUACUAAUGGAAAACAGGAGACCUUUUGCUGACAGUUGUAUGUGAGAGCCCUGCAAAGUAAAGCCCAUUCCAACUGAUCUAUGUUGUAUAAAGUUUGUGCUGAAACAAAGGAAAUUAUCGUGCUCAGAUGCCAGGACACACAGUUUUUACCUCAUGUGCUUACUCAGAUGCCAAUCUAUGUCCCUUGCCUUUUGGGUCCACUCAAAAACAAGGGUAUGGUCAGAGAUUUUUUUGCUAGGGACGGUCGGGUAACCAGGAACACAAAUUUUGUCCUGGGCCUUGGUAGAUUGGCCACCCCAUAAAUGGCAUAAUUGGCAGAAACACUCUGCAAACAUCUUAACACUAACAACUUUUAUAGAACCAAAGAUGUGGAAAACAUAGUACAUAAUUUUAUGUACUUGUACUGCACUCUUCACUGUACCAUCUCCUGUAUAUUAUCAUCUGUCUGUGGUGAAGGUCAGUUGGUCCAGAAGAGAACUGAACUUGGGAUUUUCAAAAUGUCAGGUAAUAUCCUGCUUAUUAGAAAAUUGAUGACAUUAUUUUAUUCACCGCUAAAUGAUGUAUUGGGCUAACUUUGGAAUGCAAUUCUCCAGUGAAACAUAUACGUUUGAUGUAUUACUUUAUCUAUUAUUAAGUACAGAAUUCACCAAGUGGCUGAUAUGAUUACAGUCACUGUGACAUGUCUAGAGUUUUACUCAUGUUUGCCAUGAACUGUAGGUUUGUUUGUUUGUUUCUGGUUAUGAUGACUUCCUCUGGGCAAUCCAAACUGAUAUGUGCAACAUGAAAGUUGGGGGUAUAAAGAUUUAUGAAAGGUAUUAUGAAAUCUAAUUGGCCAGGAAGGAUUACCAAAUGACUGAACACACAUAGUGCGGUAGGUCUAUACCAAACCAUAAAUUCUUCAUUUUCGUCCUUUCCCAUCGUUUUCUUGGAAUUUCAUCAGUAUCCAUUUCCUGAUUUUGUUUUCAGUGUAUGCCUUAGAUUUCCUUGUAUGAUUUACAGUUUGGUCGCAAAUGUUUUUGGACAAAAAUUGAAGUGUGUGCAUGGGCAUCAUCCAUGUAAUGAAGUCAGUGUGGCCUUAUAUUCCCUUUAAUUUUCUCAUACAUAUCCUUUCUAAUACAUGGUAGAAGUAAACCAUACUUCUUUCUGUUAUACAACAUGAACAGCUCUUGUGCAAUGAAAAUAUGAUGUACAAUGUAAAAAGAUAUAUUACUUAUAAUUAGAUUAUUUUAGUCCUUGAUAGAGCUUUCAAGAUUCCAUGUACCAUCACACACUAGCCGUGUUUUAUGUGAAAGUGUUUCUGUGCAUAUAAAUGUCUACUGUAAUAUUCCAUAAAAGUGUUGAAUUGUUGAUGCAAUGUAUAAAUCAAAGUGCUAAUAUUUCUACGUAAAUAUUAUUAGUAUUGCAAGUUGUACAAUACUAUAUAGACUCUUUUAUAAUUAAUGGAAAAUAGGCAUUUGAAUUAAAA